This is a messenger RNA of Hypanus sabinus (Atlantic stingray), 14018 nucleotides long. RefSeq names its product dynein axonemal heavy chain 8-like. The transcript has 91 exons. Gene Ontology annotation, cellular component: dynein complex. The coding region runs from base 311 to 13894 and encodes 4527 amino acids. The record is from RefSeq and is a predicted model, not a curated record. Gene Ontology annotation, molecular function: minus-end-directed microtubule motor activity; dynein intermediate chain binding; ATP hydrolysis activity. Lineage: Eukaryota; Metazoa; Chordata; Chondrichthyes; Myliobatiformes; Dasyatidae. Gene Ontology annotation, biological process: microtubule-based movement.
AAUAAGAACCCGUUUCGUAACUUUCGGUCACUGUCUCGUGCUUUUAUGACGUCGACUCACGGCAGUUAGAAUAGUUUUGCGGUUGGAAGCAACGCGAGUGUCCGAUCAGCUGCUGAGUGUUGGGGCUGGAGGCGGCAAACUGCAGACCGGAGAAACGGAAUAAUAACCUGCAACUCUGCUGUCUUAAAACCUAAAGCAUUAGGAGAAAUUCUGCUUUGGGGCCACGCGUGGCUGAAUCAGCGGAGGAAGAAGACAUAAUUGAGGAUUAAUUUUCGGUUUUAUCAUCUAAAGAAGUAUCAAAAUUUGAAAAAUGACUAGUUGGAGUGAAUCAUCGCAGGACACCAUCCUUCCAAAGCUUAGUGUGUCAAGUGUCCUUGAAUCAUUUGCAUCCAGUCCUGACAGGAAAAGCAGAGUCCGUCGAAGCACAGUUGGAAUGCUGGCCUUGCAGGAAACAAUUAAAGAAAAGCAGGGAAGAUAUAGAGAAGCAAGAGAAAACAGGAAGAAGUUGUUUGAUCAGAUGCAUCAUUAUAUCAUGGAAAUCCUGGCCAGGUACUUGGCAAUAGAGAAAGCUACAGUGGAGGAGUUUGUUCUGGAUUCGCUGACUUUCCAACCUUUUGAUGACUUCUUUUCGAAAGGAGGCAUAAAAACACUUGUGUUCUUCUUCCAAAACGCUGAACCACCACCAAUAGAGUGCGGCCGAAUGAUUUCUGGAGUUGCUAAGGGGACCCAAAUGAAGAGAUUAUUUAUGGGCAAUUUAUUCAGUUCAAGCCUUAGUGGCCUAUGUUUAUUCUUUGUGAGGUACAAAAAUGAUGUUCCUAUCACAGCAAGAAAUAUUAAUGAGGAGAUAUUCUUUUCUGUCUUGGAUUGUACUGAUGGAAUACUUAAUGGUUCCAGAAAUAUGUUAGAAAAUAUCUUUUUGCCUGCCAUUUGUGCAUCUGAAAACUGGGGAGUACUUAACCAGUCCAUACAUGGGGAAAAAGAAAAGAGAUUUUUCAAAGAGAUUAUUCACAGAUAUAUUAUCUUCUUAAAUGGUACAAAAACAAGCCUUGAAAAUGCUGUAGUACUGAAGAGUGAAAAAGUUGAUCUUUCUCAGUUGCGUUCUUUUGAACAAAUAAAGGCAGCAGCAUCCAAUCCAGAAAUGGUUUUACAGCUGGAAAAUCUACUUUUGAAAUGGCACAAUCAACUAGAACUGGUGCUGGCACAAAAUAAUCAAGUGAGGAAAGAAGCUGAAGGUUCAGGUCCACUCACUGAACUCGAAUACUGGAAAUGCACAUCAGCUCAAUUCAAUUCCAUCAUAGAACAACUUAAAGGGCAACAUUGCAAGGCAAUAAUCAAUGUGUUAAAUAUAAGUCAGUCAAAACUGAUAAAGAUAUGGCAAGGGAUUGAUUCUGAAAUCACCGAUGCAGCUAAUGCAGCAAAGGACAAUGUGAAGUUUUUGCAGGCUUUGGAGCAAGUCUGUCACCCACUCUACAAUUCUGAUCCAGUGACUAUGACAAAGAGUGUUCCAAAUUUAAUCAAUACUAUUCAAAUGAUUCAUAAUGUGUCACGGUAUUACAACACUUCACAACAGCUGACUUCACUCUUUAUUAAGGUCACAAAUCAAAUGGUUACUGCCUGCAAAGCAUAUAUCACACAAGACGGGACAGUUCAUGUGUGGGAUCAGGAUUAUGAAACUGUUAUUAAUAAAAUGCAGGAAUGCAAAAAAUUAUUGGUGGAGUAUCGCAGAUAUUUCCAGAAUACAAAGAAACAUGCAACUGAAACAGAACAGGAUAAUCCUUUUGAUGUGUCAGAAAUGUACAUAUUUGGUAAACUUGAGGUCUUCUGUAAAAGGAUGGUAAAGAUCACUGCAAUGGUUGACAUAGUGAAGACCUUUUCAACGUUGCAACAUUCCACAAUUGAAGGAAUAGAAAUCCUGGCAAUCAAAUUCCAUAAUAUUUGUUUGAAUCUGAAGAAGAACCAUUAUGACAUUCUGGAUCCUCGUAAAAAGGAGUUUAAUGCAGACCAUGCGGUAUUUAUGAAACAGAUAUCUGAUUUAGAGAGCCUGAUUGAUGAUUUCAUGAAUAGCUGUUUUGCUAAGAUUAUUUCUUCACGACAGGCUUUACAUCUUCUGAAGCGAUUUCAGAAUUUAAACAUGCCUUCUCUUGAGUCAGAAAUUGAUGUUACAAUUGAACGUAUUAUUCAACACUACACAGGAGAAUUGAUGUUCAUAAAAAAGUAUUAUCAGGAGAAGAAGGAGAAUCCUCCACUUGCUAAAAACAUGCCUCCUAUAGCUGGAAAAAUACUAUGGGCGAGACAGCUCUUCCAACGUUUACAUGAGCCCAUUGACUAUUUCUAUAAAAAUUCGGACAUUCUAAAAAGCCCACGGGGCAAGUCUAUUGUGCGAAAGUACAACAAAAUUGCUUACGUCUUGGUAAAGUUUGAAACUCUGUAUUAUAAGGCUUGGGUGAAAGAAAUUUUAACCAUGCAGUAUGUGCUGCAAAUACCUCUUUUGGUACAUGAUCCAGAAAGUGGAAAAAUGAGUCUAAACUUUGAUCAUAGAAUUACUGAAGUUCUCCGAGAGGCUAAAUGCUUGUUAAAGAUGGGCCUGGAGGUGCCAGAGAUCGCUAAAAGUUUGCUGAAGAAUGAGAAUACAUUGAUAGCCAACUAUAAUUCUUUGGAGUACGUUCUUCAAAAAUUUGAGAGUGUGUGUCAAGGAAUUCCUUCUGAAUUUUUGAUGUUAAUUGCACCUAAAAUUAAAAAGAUUGAGUCUAUUCUGAGACAAGGAAUCACUUUACUGAAUUGGUCAUCUGUGACACUCAAGAAAUUCUUCUCUGAUGCGAAUACAGCUGUAGAUGAAUUAGUCAUGUUUUUAAAGACUGUAAAGCGUAGACGAGUUGUAUUUACCGAAGAACCUGCAGAGGAAAAAGUAACUUCCUAUUCUUCUUUUGGAGAUGACGUUCUGAGCCAUAGGGAUGAUGACUUUGAAAAGGAUGUUACAGAACUUUAUGCACAUUUUAGUCGUCAGUUGCUGGAUGCUUUAGUGAAAUCUACACAUCUGUCUUUAGAAAUAAUCAAAAGAAGAAUCUUCAACACCUAUGAUAGAAGAGGACAAUAUGGCUACUUAAACAAUGUUGAAGAAUUUGCCCCCUUUUUGAAGGUUGAGGUUCACUUGGCAAUUCCAAAUGUGGUUUUGGUACCGAAUCUGGAUGAGAUUCAGCAUGGUGUCAACAGAACAAUUCAGAUGAUUUUGGAAAUAAACCGUAAAGUGAAUCAGUGGAGGAAGUCAAAGUAUCAUCUCAGUAGUACUGCUGCACUGAAGAUAGCAGAAACAAGUGAAACAAAGAGUUUAAGGAAGCCAAAGAAUUUUUAUCACAGUGUGGCAGAACAUAAAGAUGUGACCAAAUUAGUCGCUAUGUUGUCUGCUUCGGUAGGCAUUAUAAAAAAUGCAAUUAUGAGUAUACAAGAAAAGUUUCAAAAAUUCAAUAAACUGUGGUUGCAAGACAGAGAUCCAACAGUUAAGAAAUUUAUAGAAGGCAACCCCAGUCUAUAUGAACUACGGACAAAAAUAGAGUACUAUGCCGCUCUUCAACAAGAUAUUGAGGAAAUCAGUUCCACAAUUACACUAGGUUUUAUCGAAUUGAAUACAGAACCCAUUAAAAUGGCUCUUAUGCUGGAGGCCAAAGCUUGGAAAAUGAUACUUUGUCGGUUCUUGAAUGAACAGUACAAGGGAAAAAUGUCAGAAAUAACAGCUUUCAUCAGUGAAGAAAUGAAAAAUUUGGCUCGACCAAUUCAAGAUUUGGAUGAUGUUAGAUUUGCCAUGGAAUCACUAGCAGAAAUACGAAAUAAUGAAAUAAAAUUGGAUAUGACUCUGGCACCUAUUGAGGAAGCUUAUAGUAUCCUGAAUAAGUAUGAAGUGGAGAUUUCAAAGGAGGAAGCUGAGGGGGCUGACACACUGCGGUACUUCUUCAACAAACUGCAAGUUAAAGCUAGAAAUGUACAAGAUGAACUGGUACAAGUCCAGCCCAAAUUUAAAGCUGACCUGCUAGAGGCAGUGGAAGUUUUCCAGAAGGAAGUGCUCAAGUAUGGACGACAGUAUGAAAGGGAAGGUCCUAUGGUUCCAGGCAUUGCACCUGCAGAAGCCAGUACCAGAUUGCAAAUCUUUCAGAGCUGGUUUGAUGAGCUAUGGAGGAAGUUUGAAACAUAUUCAUCAGGAGAACGUUUAUUUGGAUUGCCUAUUCAAGAUUAUGAAAUACUGCAGAAAAAUAAAAAGGAGCUGGGACUUCUGCAGAAAUUGUAUGGUCUUUACGAUGCAGUGAUGCAUAAAAUUAAUGGUUACUAUGACAUUCUGUGGAAUGAACUAGACAUUGAGAAGAUUAAUGCUGAGCUUUUGGAGUUUCAGAACAGGUGCCGAAGGCUGCCCAAAGCCUUGAAGGAGUGGCAGGCAUUUCUGGAUCUGAAGAAGAAAAUAGAUGAUUUUAGUGAAUCAUGUCCUCUCCUGGAAAUGAUGUCCAGUAAAUCAAUACAACCUAGACAUUGGAAGCAGAUAUCUGCCACAACAAAGCAUAAAUUUAAUAUUGAAUCGGAAUCAUUCUCACUGAAAAAUGUCAUGGAUGCUCCACUGCUUCAAUUUAAAGAUGAUAUUGAGGAUAUUUGCAUAUCCUCUGUGAAGGAGAAGGACAUUGAGGCCAAGUUGACUCAAGUGAUACAGACCUGGACCAGUCAGAUCCUAAGUUUCUCAACAUUUAAGAACCGAGGUGAGCUGCUGCUCAGAGGAGUGGAGACAACAGAAAUCAUAACAAUGAUGGAGGACAGUUUGAUGAUCUUGAACUCUUUACUCAGCAACAGAUAUAAUGCUUACUAUAAGAAAGACAUUCAGACGUGGGUGCACCAUCUGACGGCAUGCACAACUAUAAUUGAACAGUGGCUUUUAGUUCAAAAUCUGUGGAUUUACUUAGAGGCUGUCUUUGUUGGAGGAGAUAUUGCCAAACAGUUGCCACAGGAAGCAAAACGUUUUCAAAAUGUUGAUAAAUCAUGGGUAAAAAUUAUGCAGCGGGCACACGAAAUUCCAGUUGUGGUCCAGUGCUGUGUAGGAGAUGACACUAUGAGGCAGCUUCUGCCUCACUUACAAGAGCAACUGGAAGUCUGUCAAAAAUCUCUCACUGGAUAUUUAGAAAAGAAGAGAUUGCUAUUCCCUCGAUUCUUUUUUGUCUCUGAUCCAGCUUUACUGGAAAUCCUAGGCCAAGCCAGUGAUUCACAUACCAUCCAGGCCCACUUAGCUGGAGUGUUUGAUAAUGUAAAUGAAGUAAUUUUCCAUCCAAAGGAUUACGAUUCCAUUUUGGCUGUUGUUUCUAGGGAAGGAGAAAAAAUUCAUUUGAAUACCCCAGUAAUUGCUAAGGGCCCUGUCGAACUAUGGUUAAGUGACUUACUGCGUGUCCAACAAGCAUCGUUACACACUGUGAUUAAAUUAGCAUACUACAGUUUCAGUGAACCAGAAUUCCAGCUGAUACCGUUCCUCUAUGAGGCUCCUGGUCAGGUUGGAAUACUAGCAAUCCAAAUACUUUGGACACGGGAUUCAGAAGAAGCACUUAACAUGGCAAAAGAUAGCAAAAAGAUCAUGCAGGCAACAAAUCAGAAGUUUCUGGAUAUGCUGAACUCACUCAUCAGCCAAACUACUCAUGACCUGUCUAAGUUUCAGAGAAUCCAGUUUGAAACUCUUGUUACCAUCCAUGUUCACCAGCGGGACAUUUUUGAUGAUUUGGUCAAAAUGCAUAUCAGAACAGUGAAUGACUUUGAAUGGUUGAAACAAAGUCGCUUUUAUUUCAGAGAAGAUGCACAAGAAGUAAGAGUGAAUAUCACUGAUGUGGAAUUUAUCUAUCAGAAUGAAUUUCUAGGCUGCACAGAUCGUCUAGUUAUCACACCUUUAACAGACAGAUGCUACAUCACUUUAGCUCAGGCUUUGUGGAUGAACAUGGGAGGUGCCCCUGCUGGACCUGCUGGUACUGGCAAAACCGAGACUGUGAAGGACAUGGGCAAAGCUCUUGGAAAAUAUGUAGUGGUGUUCAAUUGUUCAGAUCAAAUGGAUUUCAGAGGUUUAGGGAGGAUCUACAAAGGUUUGGCACAGUCUGGAUCCUGGGGCUGUUUUGAUGAAUUUAAUCGCAUUGAGCUGCCUGUAUUAUCUGUGGCAGCACAACAAAUUUAUAUUAUUCUUAUUGCACGGAAAGAAAGAAAGAAAAUGUUUAUCUUCACUGAUGGAGAUAGUGUAUCACUUAACCCGGAGUUUGGCAUUUUUAUCACAAUGAAUCCUGGAUAUGCAGGACGUCAAGAGCUGCCGGAAAAUCUAAAAAUCCAGUUUCGGUCAGUGGCCAUGAUGGUCCCAGAUAGACAGAUCAUUAUAAGAGUCAAGCUUGCUAGUGUUGGAUUUUUGGAUAACAUAACUCUAGCACAAAAAUUCUUUGUGCUUUACAAACUCUGUGAAGAACAGCUGACAAAGCAGGUUCAUUAUGACUUUGGUUUGAGAAAUAUUCUUUCUGUACUGAGGACACUGGGAGCUCAGAAGCGAGCUCGGCCUGAAGACAGUGAGUCAACAAUUGUCAUGAGAGUUUUGAGAGACAUGAACUUGUCUAAAUUGGUGGAUGAAGAUGAACCUCUUUUCCUGAGCUUGAUCAAUGACCUGUUCCCGGGUAUACAAUUGGAUAGCAGCACCUAUGUGGAACUGCAGGCAGCUGUUUCUAAUCAAGUGGAAAUUGCAGGAUUAGUUAAUCACCCACCGUGGAAUCUCAAACUUGUCCAGCUGUUUGAAACAGCCAGAGUUCGUCAUGGACUGAUGACACUGGGUCCCAGUGGUUCUGGAAAGACUUGCGUAAUUCGCAUCUUAAUGCAGGCAAUGACUGAGUGUGGAGCCCCUCACCGAGAGAUGCGCAUGAAUCCUAAGGCUAUUACUGCUCCACAGAUGUUUGGCCGAUUGGAUACUUCAACAAAUGACUGGACUGAUGGAAUCUUCUCAACUCUUUGGAGGAAAUCUAUCAAAGCAAAAAAAGGUGAGAAUAUCUGGAUCAUUCUGGAUGGCCCAGUGGAUGCUAUUUGGAUAGAAAAUUUAAAUUCUGUACUCGAUGACAAUAAGACCUUAACAUUGGCUAAUGGUGACCGUAUUCCAAUGGCUCCUUCUUGCAAAUUGCUGUUUGAAGUACACAACAUUGAGAAUGCAUCUCCAGCCACAGUGUCCAGGAUGGGGAUGGUCUACAUUAGCUCUUCUGCUCUCAGUUGGAAGCCAAUUUUAAAGGCUUGGUUGAAGAAACAUCCCCCUCAUGAAGCUGAGAUUCUACAGGCCUUGUAUAACAAAGCCUUUGAAGAUAGUUAUGUGUACAUGAAAUUAAACCUUUAUCCAGUGAUGGAGCUGUUGGAGUGUAACUACAUAAUGCAGUCAAUUACCCUUCUAGAUGGUUUGCUGGAUUCUGGAGUGACUAUUACUGAAGUACAUCUGGAGCGUAUCUUUGUAUUUGGACUUAUGUGGAGUGUUGGUGCCCUACUGGAAGGCGAAAGCAGAAUUAAACUUGAGAAGUUUUUACGAAGCCAUAACAGCAAACUUGACUUGCCUAUUAUUCCUGCAGAUGCUAAUGAAACCAUAUUUGAGUAUCUUGUUAAUCAGAAAGGUGAAUGGGAAAACUGGAAAAUAUGGGUUCAAGAGUAUCUUUACCCGGCUGAUAGAGAGCCAGACUAUAAUUCAAUUCUAGUACCAAAUGUUGACAAUAUCAGGACUAACUUCCUUGUCAAUACCAUAGCAAAGCAAUAUAAGGCAGUACUUCUGACUGGGGAACAAGGAACUGCAAAAACAGUCAUGAUUAAAGGUUAUUUGAAGAAGUAUGAUCCAGAGGAACAUCUCUCCAAAUGUCUGAAUUUCUCUUCUGCCACAGAGCCCUACAUGUUCCAGAGAACUAUUGAAAGUUAUGUGGAAAAACGAGUGGGAAGUACAUAUGGACCUCCCAGUGGACGGAAAAUGACGAUAUUCGUUGAUGAUAUCAACAUGCCAGUGAUCAAUGAGUGGGGAGAUCAGAUUACUAAUGAAAUAGUUCGUCAGAUGGUGGAAAUGCAAGGAAUGUAUAACUUAGACAAACCAGGAGACUUUACUAAAAUCGUUGACGUGCAAUUAAUGGCUGCAAUGAUCCAUCCAGGAGGCGGACGCAAUGACAUUCCUCAGCGGCUGAAGCGACAGUUCACAAUCUUCAACUGUACACUCCCAACUAACUCCUCCAUUGAUAAAAUCUUUGGAGUUAUUGGAAAUGGAUAUUUUCAGUCUUCAAGAAACUUCACCCCUGAAAUUUGUACAGUGAUAACAAAACUUGUAGCCACUAGCAGGAUCCUCUGGCAGUGGACAAAGGUGAAAAUGCUGCCCACUCCAGCUAAAUUUCAUUACAUCUUUAAUCUGAGGGACCUGUCUCGCAUCUGGCAGGGAAUGCUGACCAUAAAGUCCAGUGAAUGCCCUGAUCUAGAGACACUGCUGGCAUUAUUCAAACAUGAAUGUACUAGGGUUAUUGCUGACAGGUUUAUAAGUGAAGAGGAUAAACUGUGGUUUGAAAAUGCAAUAACCCAGUGUUUUGAAAACCAUCUUGGAAAAGAUUUGUCAGAAAAGCUUCACAAAGAGCCAUACUUCGUUGAUUUUCUUCGUGACAUGCCAGAGCCAACUGGUGACGAACCUGAAGAUUAUGUAUUUGUUGUUCCAAAAGUCUAUGAACUGGUGCCAAACUUUGAAUUCCUGACUGAAAGAUUACAGUUUUAUCAGGCACAACAUAAUGAAGGUGUCCGAUCAGGAUAUCUUGAUCUAGUCUUCUUCAAAGAUGCAAUGCUGCACCUGAUGAAAAUAUCUCGUAUAAUUCGAACAGAUUGUGGAAAUGCUUUGCUGGUUGGAGUUGGUGGUUCUGGAAAACAAAGCUUAACAAAGUUGGCAUCCUUCAUUGCUGGAUAUAAAAUCUUUCAGAUCACUUUAUCAAGAGCAUACAAUGCUGGCAACCUAAUGGAUGACUUGAAGAUACUGUACAGAACAGCUGGGGCAGAAGGGAAGGGCAUCACUUUCAUAUUCACUGAUAAUGAAAUCAAAGAAGAGUCAUUUCUUGAAUAUCUAAAUAAUGUGCUCUCUUCAGGAGAGGUGUCAAACUUAUUUGCACGAGAGGAGCUUGAUGAGAUUACUCAGUCACUUAUUGCAUCAAUGAAGAAAGAAGCUCCUCGUAUCCCUCCCACAUUUGACAACCUGUAUGAGUAUUUUAUAAAAAGAGCACGGAGAAAUUUACAUGUCGUCCUCUGCUUAUCUCCGGUUGGUGAAAAAUUUCGAUCUCGUGCCCUGAAGUUCCCUGGCCUGAUUUCAGGCUGCACAAUGGACUGGUUCAGUCGCUGGCCCAGAGAGGCACUGGUUGCAGUCUCCAGCUAUUUUCUUUCUGCUUUUCAUAUUUCAUGUUCAGAGGAGGUUAAAAACCAACUGGUAGCAACAAUGGGUGUCUUUCAUGACAAAGUCUAUCAAACCUGUGAGGACUAUUUUCAAAGAUACCGGAGAAGAACACAUAUAACUCCCAAAUCUUACCUUGCUUUUAUAAAUAGCUAUAAAUCUAUUUACACAGAGAAACAUGCGAACAUCAAUGAUCUUGCUGAGCAUAUGCAAAUGGGUCUCUCCAAGCUCAUGGAAGCAACUGAGUCAGUGGCUCUUCUCGCUAAAGAACUAGUAGGGAAAGAAAAGGAACUGGCCGUGGCAUCUCGUCGUGCUGAUAAGGUGCUAGGAGAGGUGAGAGUGAGUGCAGAAGCAGCAGAGAUAGUCAAAAAUGAAGUCCUAAUGGUGAAAGAUAAAGCCCAGAAGAUUGUGGAUGAAAUAGCAGUGGAAAAAACUGUUGCAGAGGAUAAACUUACAGCUGCAAAGCCUGCACUAGAAGCUGCAGAGGCAGCUCUAAAUACUAUUAAGCCUGCUGAUAUUGCCACUGUGCGUAAAUUAGCCAAGCCACCUCACCUGAUAAUGAGGAUUCUCGACUGUGUUCUGGUUCUCUUCCAAAAGAAAAUGGACACAGUUACCAUGGAUCCAGAGAGGCCCUGUGUCAAGCCUUCCUGGGGCGAGUCUUUGAAGCUAUUGAGUGGCACUGGGUUUCUACAGGCCCUGCAGCAGUUCCCAAAGGACACCAUCAAUGACGAAACAGUGGAACUGCUCCAGCCGUAUUUUAUCAUGGAGGAUUAUACAUUUGAAAAUGCAAAGAAAGUAUGUGGGAACGUUGCUGGUUUGUUGUCCUGGACUCAGGCUAUGGCUGCCUUUUUUGCCAUCAACAAAGAGGUGCUGCCUCUAAAGGAUAAUUUGGCAGUACAGGAAAACCGUCUCCAAGGGGCCAUGAACCAGUUAGGAAUUGCCCAGGCUCAGCUAGAUGAGAAACAAGCCGAGUUGGACAAGGUGCAGGCCAAGUUUGAUGCUGCCAUGAAAGAGAAAAUGGAUCUGUUAGAAGAUGCAGAAAACUGCAAAAGAAAAAUGGAUGCUGCCUCAACUCUGAUAGAUGGUCUGAGUGGGGAGAAAAUCAGAUGGACUGAUCAAUGCAGGGAGUUUAAAGCACAAAUUGUCAGAUUAGUGGGCGAUGUCCUAUUGGCGACUGGUUUCCUCUCAUAUAGUGGUCCCUUCAAUCAAACUUUCAGAGAUAUACUGACCAAAGUAAUCUGGGAAGCAGAACUACAGCGAAGGAGGAUUCCAUAUACAGAUGGUAUAAACCUGAUAAACUUCCUGGUGGAUCAAUCCACGAUCGGUGAGUGGAACUUGCAAGGAUUGCCAAAUGAUGACUUGUCAGUUCAGAAUGGCAUUAUUGUCACCAAAGCAACCAGAUAUCCACUUCUCAUUGACCCUCAGACACAGGGUAAAUCCUGGAUCAAGAGGAAGGAGCAAGACAAUGAACUACAGGUAACAUCACUUAAUCACAAAUAUUUUCGCAAUCAUUUGGAGGACUGUUUGUCACUCGGACGUCCUAUGCUUUUGGAAGAUAUACAGGAGGAACUGGACCCUGCUCUGGAUAACGUGUUGGAGAAAAACUUCAUCAAAAGUGGGACCACUUUUAAGGUGAAAGUGGGGGAUAAAGAAACUGAUGUGAUGUCUGGAUUCAUGUUGUACAUCACCACAAAACUUCCAAAUCCUGCCUACACUCCAGAAAUUAGUGCCAAAACAUCCAUCAUUGACUUCACUGUAACCAUUAAGGGUCUUGAGAACCAACUGCUUGGCCGAGUGAUCCUCACUGAGAAACAGGAACUAGAAGCAGAGCGGGUGCAGCUGAUGGAGGAAGUCACUGUCAACAACCGUAAAGUGAAGGAACUGGAGAAAAACCUGCUAUUCAAGCUCAGCACUACCAAAGGUUCAUUAGUGGAAGAUGAGUCUCUGAUUGGAGUCCUGCAGACAACAAAGGCAACAGCAACUGAAGUCAGUGAAAAGCUGCAUGUGGCAGCAGAGACAGAGAUAAAGAUUAUCACAGCACAAGAAGAAUACCGGCCAGCAGCCACUCGUGGUAGUAUCCUGUAUUUCCUCAUCACAGAAAUGAGCAUGGUCAACAUGAUGUACCAGACCUCACUGGCACAGUUUCUGAAAUUAUUUGACCAGUCCAUGGCCAGAUCUAAGAAAUCUCCUGUUGCUUCAAAGAGAAUCAGCAACAUUAUUGACUACCUGACCUAUGAAGUGUUUAAGUAUUCAGUACGCAGCCUUUAUGAAACACACAAAUUCCUUUUCACACUUCUGCUGCCUCUGAAGAUUAACCUUGAACGUGGAUCUAUAAAGCACAAUGAAUUUCAGACUUUAAUAAAAGGUGGAGCCGCUCUCGACCUUAAAGCCAGCCCACCAAAGCCUUUCCGCUGGAUCCUUGACAUGACCUGGUUGAAUUUGGUAGAACUGAGCAAACUCUCCCAUUUUUCAGAGAUACAGAGCCAGAUAAGUAAAAAUGAGAAGCUUUGGAAAGUCUGGUUUGAUGCAGAAGCACCAGAAGAUACAAUAAUUCCAAAUGGAUACAGCGACUCAUUGGAUUCUUUUGGCAGGCUGUUGCUUAUCAGAUCAUGGUGUCCUGAUCGAACACUUUCACAAGCUCGAAAGUUUAUUUCUGACUCAAUGGGAGAAAAAUAUGCCGAGCCAGUGAUUUUAAACUUGGAGACAACCUGGGAAGAAAGUGAUGUGCGAACUCCUCUGAUCUGCUUCCUGUCCAUGGGAUCAGAUCCUAGCAAUCAGAUUGAAGGACUGGCGAAGAGGCUUGAAAUUGAUUGUCGGGCAAUAUCCAUGGGUCAGGGACAAGAAGUUCAUGCCAGAAAGCUGGUGGCAAUGUCCAUGCAACAGGGUGGAUGGGUCUUACUGCAAAACUGCCACUUAGGUCUGGAGUUUAUGGAUGAGCUGUUGGAGACCCUCACAACAAGUGAGAAUGUGAAUGAAUCUUUCCGAGUAUGGAUCACCACUGAACCACAUCCGAAGUUUCCCAUCACACUGCUACAGACAUCCAUCAAGUUCACCAAUGAACCACCUCAGGGAGUGCGUGCAGGACUCAAACGAACAUUUACUGGGAUCACACAAGACCAAAUAGAAUAUUCCAACCUGCCCAUGUGGAAACCACUACUAUAUGCAGUUGCCUUCCUGCAUACCACUGUCCAGGAGCGGCGUAAGUUUGGUCCACUGGGUUGGUGUAUUCCAUAUGAGUUUAACUCCUCAGAUUUCACAGCCAGUAUCCAGUUCAUACAGAAUCACCUGGAUGACUGUGAUAAAAAGAAGGGUGUGUCAUGGAAUACUGUACGGUACAUGCUUGGAGAAGUUCAGUAUGGAGGACGUGUUACAGAUGACUUUGACAAGCGACUACUUAACUGCUUUACCAAGGUGUGGUUCAGCGAGAAAAUGUUUGAUCCCAAAUUCAGUUUCUAUUCUGAUUAUAUUAUUCCAAUAUGUCCAAACAUUGAGAGCUAUCUGGAAUAUAUCCAAACUCUACCCAUCACUGAUACUCCUCAGGUGUUUGGCCUUCAUCCAAAUGCUGACAUCACGUACCAGAGUAACACUGCAGCUGAAAUUCUCAACACUAUCACCAAUAUCCAGCCAAAAGAAAGUGGUGGAGGAGGGGGUGAGACGAGAGAAGCCACUGUCUUCAAACUCGCUGAGAGUAUGCUGAAGAAGUUGCCUCCAGAUUAUGUGGCACAUGAGGUGAAAGCUCGCCUCAUAAAAAUGGGGAUAUUGAAUUCUAUGAAUAUUUUCUUGCGUCAAGAAAUUGACCGAAUGCAGAAGGUUAUUACAAUGCUUCGCAAUUGCUUGAGUGAUUUAAAACUGGCUAUAGAGGGAACUAUCAUCAUGAGUGAGGAUUUAAUUGAUGCUUUGGACAACAUGUAUGAUGCCCGUGUCCCUCAGGGGUGGAAGAGGAUUUCCUGGGCUUCCUCUACCCUGGGAUUUUGGUUCACAGAGCUCCUCGAGAGAAACGCACAAUUUUCUACCUGGAUCUUUGAGGGCAGACCUAAUGUCUUUUGGAUGACAGGUUUCUUCAAUCCCCAGGGAUUCUUAACUGCAAUGAGACAAGAAGUAACACGAGCACAUAAAGGUUGGGCACUGGAUAGUGUUACUCUCCACAAUGAAGUAACAAAACUGAUGAAAGAAGAGAUCAAGGUGCCACCUAUGGAAGGUGUCUACAUCUAUGGCCUUUACUUGGAUGGAGCAGGUUGGGACAGGAGAAACAUCAAACUGACUGAAUCUGUUGCCAAGGUUCUUGUUACAAUGCUACCCGUCAUCUAUAUAUUUGCUAUCAAUUCCACAACACCGAAAGACCCCAAACUGUACAUCUGUCCAGUCUAUAAAAAACCCCAACGCACAGACCUGACAUUCAUCACUACUCUUUGCCUGAAAACUAUGCAGCCACCUGACCACUGGGUCCUAAGAGGGGCAGCCUUGCUCUGUGAUAUUAAGUAAAACACAAGUUAUUUAACUCAUGAAGGAAAGUUUUUAGAUCCCAAGAUAAUUUAACACUAUCUGAAUUUAGGUAUUACUUUCAUGUACAUCUCUAUAUCUACAAGUCAGAAUAAGAAAAAAACAA